AUGGCCAACUGGAAAUUCUCUUUCUUCUUUCUCCUCGUAUCGCUCCUGGGUGCCGCUUUGGCCGUGCCAGAUAACGUCUAUCGAGCCGAUCAACGCGACCCCAAUGCAAUCCGGACCAGUCGCGGCUUCAAAAGCAGGGGCUCCGAUCAAGGAAUUAGCCUCAUCGAGCAUGUUAGUAAAGUAUACGGCAAGGGCCACAGCCCAAUGAGAGACCCGUGGAUCUCGACUUCUGAACGCGAAGACAUCGGCAAGCUUCCUACAGUGUCCAAGCCCUGCUGGGUGUACGUUAUCGACACGAAAGACAUCGCGAAUCGCUUUGAAAGCGCCGAUGGCGCAUUUCAGAAGGAGGGGAAAGAAAACCCCCACAAGGACGAGAAAGAGUGGGCGGCCAAGCUCGAUAUCCCCCAGACCAGCAUCAAGGAAUUCUACCGCAUGUGGAACGACAAGGGGACACUGAAGAGAUCAAAGGUCUAUACCUGGGAUACCUGGGCGCAAAGAGAGCAAGAGAACGAUGGACAGGACGGAAACGGAAAAGGAAAGGGCGGAAAGGGCGGAAAGGGCAAGGGCGGAAAAGGCAAGGGCGGAAAAGGACAGGGCGGAAAGGGCAAGGGCGGAAAAGGCAAGGGCGGAAAAGGACAGGGCGGAAAGGGCAAGGGCGGAAAGGGCAAGGGCGGAAAAGGCCAGGGCGGACUCGGAAAGGGCAAGGGAACGUUUCGUAAUGGGAGACGUCAUCAGGCCGUGUAUGUAACCUUCUGA
Molecule: messenger RNA, 756 nt
Organism: Canariomyces notabilis
Lineage: Eukaryota; Fungi; Ascomycota; Sordariomycetes; Sordariales; Chaetomiaceae
Product: ADP-ribosylation
Exons: 1
Coding region: 1-756 (251 amino acids)
Molecular function (GO): toxin activity
Source: RefSeq, a predicted model, not a curated record